AUGUUCCAGAGAGUAUACCCCAGCCAAGGAAUUGGCUACGAAGUUACAUGCGCAGCAGCCGGAACCGUUUGUCGCAACCCGCCUACAGCGCUGAAACUCAAUGGUCAAAGAAUUACAUCGCAGUAUUGCCAAUUUCACGCUUGCAGGCAAGUUGAAGGAGGGCGGGCGUGUCCCAAUGCAAAGCUGCCUCGAGCUGUAGUGUGCAGCCAGCAUAUUCGGUGCCAGGCUGUUGACAACGGCACGAGAUGCAAUCUCGACGUCAAGGAUGGAAACUCGGCCUUGUACAGGUACUGUAUGCCGCUUCACCUGUGUACACUACCCGGCUGCGAGGCUCAACGGACGUGGCAUAACGGUCAAGAUCUGGCGUUUUGCCACGAACAUCGCUGCGAAUACGACGACUGUCGAAACCACAAAGAUACCGGUCCGUUUUGCAAGGAUCAUACAUGCGAUGACACUCAUUGCAUAGCCUUUGCUCAAGGAGUUGAUCCAGAAGACCCUCAACGCUUCUGUGAGCGACAUCGUCACUGCCAAAAACCACAAUGCCGACGUCUCUGCCACGUCCGCGAUAACGGCCAACCCUCACCCUUUUGUGGCGCACACUACUGCGAGGCACCCGACUGCGAAGCCGAACGUGAGGGGGGAUCCCACUGCCGCGACCACGCAUGUGCUGAGCAAGGCUGCCUCGAAGGCCAGGAGUCUCCGGGGAGUGGUUACUGCAAAAAGCACACGUGUAAGACGCGCAAUUGUCGGCUUAGAAGGCUUGGCAAGGACUACUGCCCGUAUCACGAGUGCGUAUAUGGCGGCUGUGAAGCUGAAGCGAUGGAGGGAGGUUUUCUUUUCAAGGGACAACACACAUCGUAUGUGAAGACCGCAACAACGAUAGACGAGGCUGUGGUCGACGAGCAGAACGAGGCACACGAUUCUGUGAACACCAUCUUUGCCAGGUCCGUGACUGUCAAGACCCAAAGGCUCCUCCGUUCGAAUUCUGCAUUAGUCACAAGUGUCUUGUGCCAGAAUGUCACCGACCCAGGCAAACUUCAAUCCACGGACUUGCCCAGGGCAAUGCUGACGGACUCUUUUGCGACGGACACGGCUGUAGACAAGUUAGCUGCAACAACCAGGCUGCGACGGGAUCAGGCUGGUGCUUGA
Fusarium vanettenii 77-13-4 is the source of this 1149-nucleotide messenger RNA. RefSeq lists its product as uncharacterized. The transcript has 5 exons. The coding region runs from base 1 to 1149 and encodes 382 amino acids. The record is from RefSeq and is a predicted model, not a curated record. NCBI's taxonomy places the organism in Eukaryota, Fungi, Ascomycota, Sordariomycetes, Hypocreales, Nectriaceae.